GCUGUAUGGCAACAGAGCACCGCAUGGGUCACAGAUGCCUCCGGGUCCUCGCGGAUACCCCCUCGUAGGUCACCCUGAGUUCCUGCACAAGGACUUCCACUGCAACCAGGCCAUGAAGUGGGCAAAGCAGUAUGGACCCAUAUACAGAAUAAAGACGGGUCCCACAGACAUGGUUAUUCUGAACGAUUUUCAGUCGAUAAAGAAGUUCCUCACUAAAAGAGAAAUCCUGUACCGCCCAGUCAACUGGUUGUUCAAAGGCGCACUCUACCCAGGUGUUGCUACUAUGAACGGCGAAAUGUGGGAACACAACCGGAGGUUCUGCCUUCAAGUCCUCCGGAACCUUGGUUUCGGCAAGAGUUCCAUGGAGGGACACAUACAGGACGAGUGUCGAAGCAUGAUCGAGAAAAUAGACGACGUGAAGGGAGCACCGAUCGCCCUCCAGGACUACCUGCUCACAAGCACGUCCAACAACAUCUCGGCGCUGGUCUACGGCAACCGGUACCCGUUCGACCACCCGCGUCGCCGUUUCCUCGACAGCCUCCUCAGCGACCUGUUCAGGGCUAUUCGCGCCGGUAGUCUGGUGGAAUUCGUACCUCCCUUCCUACUGGAGGUUGUUUCAAAGCUGCCUUCGACGCGCCAGACAGCCAUUGUCUCCAAACUCUGGGAGUUCGUUGAAGACACCAAUCAACAGAUCAAGGAGCACGAGCGGACCCUCGACGAGCACGUCAACCGUGACUUUAUCGACGGUUAUCUAAAAAAGAUCAACGAAAGCAAGGCCGAUCCAAAUUCAAAUUUUAAGCAUAAUUAUCUCCUGGGCAAUCUGCUCAGCUUCUUCAUCGCCGGUUCGAACACCGUGGCGGUGACCCUCCAGUGGCACGUCUUGAACUUGGCCGACAAGCCAGACACAGUGCAGUCCAGGAUUCGCCGAGAGAUCGACCAAGUGGCGGGAAGGGAGAGGCCUCCCGCGUGGGAGGACAGAAACAAGAUGCCCUACACGAUGGCCUGCAUCUGGGAGAUGUACCGAUGGAAGACUGUGUCACCCCUAGGUGUACCCAGGAGCGCCGGUGAAGACACGUUCUUCGACAAUUAUUACAUUCCGAGAGGAACUACCAUUUCUCCCAACGUGUGGGCGGUGCACAACGACCCUACGCUCUGGAAGGAGCCAUCCAAGUUCGACCCGGCCCGCUUCUUGAGAGAGGACGGCUCCUUAAUCCAACCUAAGCCGGAGUUCCUGAUCCCAUUUUCGAUAGGCAAACGAAUGUGUCCCGGCGAGAAUCUGGCCUCCGUGGAGAUAUUCCUGUACCUAACCAGCCUGGUGCAGAAGUAUCGCAUCAUCCCCGAAGGCGACAAGAUUCACGGUCUCGACUCGAUCGACAUUCCACUUGUGGAACUCAACAAGCACAAAGUGCGGUUCGUGCACCGCUAGUUGGGCCCAACCGCUGCGACAGAACACUAGAAACAAUUUUGAGAGCGAGCCUUAUAGUUAUCCAAGAGAAAUUGCUGUGAAGGGCGACAAGGAAGAAGCAGGAUAGAUAAAGGAGAACGGUUUUAGAACAUUAUAAAUAAAUGGCUUAA
Messenger RNA from Rhipicephalus sanguineus (brown dog tick), 1575 nucleotides. RefSeq names its product cytochrome P450 2A7-like. Bases 35 to 1426 code for a protein of 463 amino acids. The record is from RefSeq and is a predicted model, not a curated record. The transcript is spliced from 8 exons. NCBI's taxonomy places the organism in Eukaryota, Metazoa, Arthropoda, Arachnida, Ixodida, Ixodidae. Gene Ontology annotation, molecular function: iron ion binding; heme binding; monooxygenase activity.